Messenger RNA from Glarea lozoyensis ATCC 20868, 618 nucleotides. RefSeq lists its product as uncharacterized. The coding region runs from base 1 to 618 and encodes 205 amino acids. The record is from RefSeq and is a predicted model, not a curated record. The transcript has 3 exons. Lineage: Eukaryota; Fungi; Ascomycota; Leotiomycetes; Helotiales; Helotiaceae.
AUGCAUUCCUUCACUCUUCUCGUCGCCCUCCUUUCAGCAUCUUUCGCACUUCCAACACUUGCUUCACCAAUCCCUACCACAGGAAGCACAGAAUUGCGACCAGAAACCCAGAGACAGACAUACAAUGCCCGAAAUGCUGCUAUCAGUCUGGCCGUAGCGAGAUUGAGUGUUGACGUUGUAUCAGUGACCUGUGCUCUCAACGCAAUCUUCCUCGCAACCGAUCCAAAAUACAUCUCAGAACUCGCAGAAGAAACCAAGAACAGAGCAUCAGACUUCUUGAGUGUCCCAGCGCUUGGCUUUACAGAGGCUGCUACAACUGCGAACGACGUGCUCGUAGAGAACUUUGUCGGCAAAUCUGGCACGAUUGGGUAUCCACAGCCGGAAACUUUCUUUUGGAAAUUGCAGAGUAUCAUUGACGAGCCUACUGCCGCUGUGAGCAUCAAUAAUGCCGUGAAAGAAAUUGGAGCAAACAGAAACGCAAAUAUCUUGCCGAACAUCAUCAAUCUUGUGGAUGCUGCUCUGCUUGCUACACAUCAACUUCCGUUGAGUUUUGAGCAGAAGAGAGUGUUUAAAGGCACUUCUGAAAUCCAACGUCGCAAUGGAACUGCGGCCUAUUAG